Molecule: messenger RNA, 6240 nt
Organism: Papilio xuthus (Asian swallowtail)
Lineage: Eukaryota; Metazoa; Arthropoda; Insecta; Lepidoptera; Papilionidae
Gene: gek
Product: serine/threonine-protein kinase gek
Exons: 48
Coding region: 247-5730 (1827 amino acids)
Biological process (GO): peptidyl-threonine phosphorylation; actomyosin structure organization
Cellular component (GO): cytoplasm; cytoskeleton
Molecular function (GO): ATP binding; protein serine/threonine kinase activity
Source: RefSeq, a predicted model, not a curated record
UCCCACAAGAAAAAUGUCUGCUUUGCAAGUAUCAGAAAUUUAGUUAUUUAGUUAUUUUAAUAGCCGUAACAAGUGUAAAUUUACAUCACUAGAGAUAUAAGCUUUAACGAAAAUGGAAUACACAAUUGGUACAGAUAAUAAAGAAAUUGGUGAUCAAAUAUCGACUUUUUGAUGUGAAUCUCGCAGACUAUAGUGUAAUGAAUCAAGUGUACGUCAUUAAAAGUUGAGUGAGUGAUAACCUUCAGGAUGUCUGAUGAAGAGGACUCUUCGCCGGAUAGGGCUUUAGUGCCCACCAACAAUGUACCAGUGAUGGGCAUCAAACGUCUCAAGCAGAUCGAGACGAUGUUUAUAUCGCGGCGUCUGCAGGGACCGCGCAAUGGCUUCAGUGCUGAGACAUUGUUGGACAUGCUUCUUGUUCUCUACGAUGAAUGCUGCAACAGUAGUCUGCGCAGAGAGAAAGCGGUUGCUGACUUCAUACAAUACGUAAAACCCGUAGCUACAGCACUCAAGCGUCUCAGGUUAUCAAGAGAUGAUUUUGAACUGGUGAAAGUUAUUGGCAGGGGCGCUUUCGGUGAGGUUUGCGUUGUGCGGGCCUCUUUUAUGCAAGGCACAGAUGGCGGAGGUAACAUGGCGGCCGCUGCCGGUGGCACUGUGUCCUCCACGACCGGCGAGAGAGUCUACGCUAUGAAGAUAUUGAAUAAGUGGGAAAUGUUGAAACGAGCUGAGACUGCGUGCUUCCAAGAAGAGAGAGACGUGUUAGUGUUCGGAGAUAGGAGAUGGAUUACGAAUUUACAUUAUGCCUUCCAAGAUGAACAUAAUCUGUACCUGGUGAUGGACUACUACUGCGGCGGAGACCUGCUGACGCUGCUCUCCAAGUUCGAGGACCGCCUGCCGGAGGACAUGGCGAGGUUCUACAUCGCGGAGAUGGUGCUCGCUAUACAGAGCGUGCAUGAACUUAGAUAUGUACACAGAGACAUAAAGCCUGACAAUGUGUUACUGGACGCCAGUGGACACAUCAGACUGGCUGACUUUGGUUCCUGUCUCAGACUUGGUGAUGAUGGAAAGGUACAAAGUAAUGUGGCAGUGGGAACGCCAGAUUACAUAUCGCCAGAGAUAUUGAGGGCGAUGGAGGAUGGACAGGGACGUUAUGGACCAGAAUGCGAUUGGUGGUCAUUAGGCGUGUGUAUGUACGAGAUGCUGUUCGGUGAGACGCCGUUCUACGCGGAGUCGCUGGUGGAGACUUACGGCAAGAUAAUGAACCACGCGCGCUGCUUCCACUGCCCGCCGCCGGAUGACCUCGCACCACAAGUUUCAGAAGAGGCUAAAGAUCUGAUACGACGAUUGAUCUGUUCGUCAGAAAACAGGCUGGGAAAGAAUGGGUUGCAAGAUUUUAAGAGCCACCCGUGGUUCGCCGGCCUGGAGUGGGACAAUGUGCGUGAGAUGCAAGCUCCCUUCGUGCCUGACGUCUCCAGUCCCACUGACACCUCCAACUUUGACGUCGAUGACACUGAUAUAAGGUUAUCAGAGGCAGUACCUCCGCCCCCGCCGUCUGCAGCCUUCUCUGGACGUCACCUUCCCUUCGUAGGAUUCACCUUUACUGCAGGCUCUCGCUUGUCAGACCUGGGUGCGCCUACGCCGCUCAGUCCCGCAAAGAAUGCGCCUAGUCAGCAGGCUCCGUCUAACGCGGGUGAUCGCGCUGCACUCAAAGCAUUGGAACGAGAGAACGCUUUACUAGCGCAGACAAUAGCUGAGCUGAGGUCGGGUGGAUCCGGCCUGGAUGUUACUAGUGAAGAGUUGAUUCAACUGAAAGAAGAAUUAUCGACAUUAUCAAAGAGGAACAGCGACCUUGAAGCACAGUUGAGAUGUCACGAACAAUUGACAGCGGGAGUCACUACUACGGAUUCGAGUUCCCCACAAGAUGUACCAACGCGAUUGAGAGAAUUGGAACUAUUGGUUGCGUCAUUAAACUCUGAGAAAGAUGAAUUAAUUAAAGAUAAGACUGAUGCUCAGGAGAAACUAAGAUUGCAGGACAAGGAGUUAAAAGACGCGUUGUCGCAAUGCAAGCUGGCGAUGGCGGAGUACAACGAGGUGUCGGAGCGGCUCUCAGAACUUAGGCAACAGAAGCAGAAGCUGUCGCGACAGGUUCGUGAUAAAGAAGAGGAGCUGGAAGUGGCAAUGCAGAAGAUAGACGCGCUGCGGCAGGACAUCCGGCGCAGUGACAAAGGUCGCAGGGAGCUGGAGGCCAGGCUGGAUACUGCCAUCUCAGAGGCUACUAAAGAGCGCAAGUUGCGUGAGGAGACGCUGAGGUCGCAGCGCGAGGGCAUGGCGGCUGCCACCGGACCCGCAGCCGAUGUUGCCAGGCUACAGGCUGAUGUUGAGGCGUUGGAGUUGCAGUACAAGGAGUCGCUGGCGCAGCAGCAGGCGCGGUACAACGCGGAACUGGCAUCGCUCAGGGAACAGCUGCAGGAGGGAGACGCUGUCAGAAAUGUACUCAAUAGAGAGCUGCAAACAUCUAAAGAGAAGCUGGAGAGCCGUCGGUUGGAGCAGAUGUCUGACAGUGAGGAUAAACAGAUGCUCAUCAAUGACAAUAGGAAGCUGGCCAAAGAUCUGGAUGCUAUGGCUGAGAACGGCAGAAGAUGGCAGACGGAAAGGAGACAAAUGGAGAUGGAGUUGGAGGAGUUGCGAGCGAAGAGAGAUACGAUGCAGCAUUGGGAGACACAGAUAGCUGAUAUAAUUCGCUGGGUGGCAGACGAGAAGGAAGCUCGCGGCUACCUGCAGGCUCUCGCCACUAAGAUGACUGAGGAAUUGGAUUAUCUUAAACAUGCAAGUUCAGGUCGUUCAGGCAUGGUGCCGCCGUCCUCCCCGCCGGCAGUUGGCUGGGCGGGGGGCGGGGCUGCAGGCGGAGCGGGGGCUGCAGGGGGCGGUGCGGGGGCUGCGGGCGCGGCGGGGGGCUGGCGCAACCGGCGCUCGCAGAAGCUGGACAAGAUGGAGAUUCUGACACUGCAGUCCUCCCUGCACUCAGAGAUACAGGCCAAGCAGGCGGUGGGGGAGGAGCUCAGCAGGACCAGGGCGGAGCUGCUCGCCAGUCAAAGGGAGCUGAUGGAGACGCGGCAGAGGCUGGAGACGCUGGCGCACGAGAUGAAGCGCAAGGAGCAGCACAUCCGCGACAUGCAGGACAAGCUGGACACGCCCGCGCACCCCAACAACUCAUCGAGGCAAGGAUCUGCCAAAUCGUCGACGUAUUGGAGCGGCAAAGAAGAGAAUGUUUUGGACCGUCCACCGUCUCAGAUGAGUUAUUUGGAUCAGUUCCUAAAGGACGCACCUGCAGAGAGGCAUUACGACAAUGUAGCCUCUAUGAACAACGAACAGAAGAUGUCGCCGCAAUACCGUUACAGAAAUGCUCAGCAUUGUUGCAAUGUAAAGAUGUACGGUUCGCAGCAGUCGUCUGCACUGAGCGGGUCCGCUGACUCCCCGGAGGAGGUGGAGCAGCGCGCCGCCUCGCCCGCCUCCACUAAGAGCUCGCCCAGUGACAUGUCCACGGAUCCAUCGCUAGGUCCUGGCGGCAAGCAGAAGAUACAUCAGUUCCUCGUGCGAACAUUUAGCAGUCCCACCAAAUGUAACCACUGCACCUCGCUCAUGAUCGGUCUGACACGUCAAGGCGUGGUGUGCGAGACGUGCGGCCUGGCGGUGCACACGCGGUGCUGCUCCCGCGUCGCCGCGCGCUGCCCGCUGCCGCCGGAGCGCAGCCGCAGACCUCUCGGCAUUGACCCUGCUCGUGGACAGGGCACUGCAUACGAGGGAUAUGUUAAGGUACCAAAGCCGGGCGGAGUGAAGAAAGGUUGGAUGCGACAGUUUGUUGUAGUCUGCGACUUCAAACUAUUCCUCUACGACAUUUCACAAGACAGGAACGCGUUGCCGUCAGUGUGCGUAAGUCAAGUGCUGGACAUGCGGGACCCGGAGUUCAGUGUCACCUCUGUGAAGGACUCUGAUGUCAUACAUGCCAGCAAACGAGACAUACCUUGCAUAUUUAGGAUAUCAACAUCACAACUGGAAGGUGGCAAGCGUUACCACACACUGAUGCUGGCGGAGUCUGAAUCUGAGAAGACCAAGUGGGUGGUCGCGUUGAGUGAACUGCAUAGAAUAUUGAAGAGGAACAAUCUGCCUGACAAAUGUGUGUACUCAGCGUGCGUGGUGGGCGAGGCGAGCGGCGCGCUGGUGCGCGGGGCGGCGUGCGCGUGCGUGCUGGAGCGCGGGCGCGUGUGUGUGGGCGGGGAGCCCGGCCUCGCGCUGCUGGACCUCGAGCGCGCCGAGCUCGUGCCGCGCAGAGCACACGCGCCCGUCGCCAGGAUGAGAUACGUCCCGCAUGAACAGUUGCUAGUUGUGAUAGCUGGUCGUGGCCGGCACGUCCGUCUGGUACCGAUCCGUGCGCUGGAGUGUCCAGAGGUGGAGAGUGUCAAGUUGGCGGAGGCUAAGGGCGCGGUCGACCUCGCUGUGGGCGAGCUCAGUGCGUCCACAUACGGCUUUGCUGUUGUAUGUAAACGACAGAAUUCAUGGGUGGUGUACGUGUACGAGAUAACGCGCACAGCUGCAAGGAGACGUCGCGUGGCGGAGCUGCGCGCGCCCGGCGCCGUGCUCUCUGUGCAGCUGAGCCGCGCCCGCCUCGUGCUCGGUUACAGGGGCGGCUUCGCUGCGCACGCGCUGCCUGAGCCGCGACGUGCACAGGACCAGCCCGCUGUCUCUCUCGUGCACCCGGAGAACCAGGUGAACAUGUUCCUGUCGCACUCUGGUGCGCGGCCGCUGUGCGCGGUGCAGGCGGCCGGCGGGGACUGGCUGCUCGUCUUCAGCGCACUCGCGCUCUAUGUCGACCGCGCCGGCAUGCGCGCGCGCGACGCUGAGAUCAUGUACACCGCGCAGCCGCUGUACCACGCAAUCAACGAUACUCAUUUGAUGAUAUUCACCUCGUCUCAUAUCGACAUCUACGAGAUUGAGUCUGGCGAGUGGGUGCAAACACUUAACUUACCGAAUUCCCGUCCGCUAGACGAGUGCGGGUACAUCGUGUGUGUCGGUGGUGCGGGAAGUAACGGAUUCCCAUUCUCAUCGGACUCUGCGCCGUUUAUUGUGUACCUACGACCGCUGUUUACAGCAGAGGGUCCAUUGAACCUGGAGACGACGUCGUGGGGCAGCAACAAGCGGAGAUUCUCAGUACGGGAACAGUCCCACCAGGCCAUAGAGGCUCAUAACAGAUUGUCAGAGCGUCGCUCCCGUCUCAUCUCAGCGCCUACGAACUUUGCCCACGUGUCGCACAUGGGUCCCGGUGACGGCAUCCGCUCGCAGCGGCUGCUCGACCUGCCCACCACGCUGGAGACCGCAGACGACCACCACCAGCAGUUGUACGGCAGUCGGGAUAGCAGCAAGCGAACAUCGCCCCUAACAAUAUCGCACGGCACCGGAUCUUAUAACGGAUCAUGGCGGCGUCGGGACACAACUGAUGGUGCCGGAGAUACGAUGACGAGAGCCAUGGACAGGUCCAUUGGCGGGGGCUCGCAAGGCAGUGGAUCUCUGUUGGAGAGGUCCAUCACACCGCUCAGUCUGGGCAGCAUGAGCUCGCUACACGAUGUUCUGAAGCUUUACCCAUUACAAACUUUACAGGUUGGCACCGACAUGGGCGAGGGGUUGCACUCUGAAGACAGCAGCUGUGGCGCUUCGCCCCCACAUCCUAUGGACCCUUGAUGAAAUCAGUUGGACGCCUACUGGGGGAUAGACAUGUCUCGUUUUUAUGCUUGUUUCUGUUGAAAACAUCGUAAGCGAGAGGAAGAGAGUAAUACAUGCGAGUAGAUAAAAUCAUGUCUAUAGAUAACAUAAUCUGUGGUACCGUCAAAGAGUAUAAAGUUGUUUUUUAAUCUUUGUAAGUGUUAAUCUCCAGUAGAGCGUGACCUCUAUGGUCUAAAAUAAUAUACAAGGGACAAUUUAUAAUAUUUUAUAAAAAUAAUCGAUCGCCGAAUACCAUUAUAUAAUUUAAGAUUUUUUUUGAGGCUAAAAUUUAUCAAGAAAUAUUUAUUCGAUUGCUUUUGAAAUUAUGCAAUUUGCUGGACGACUUUUGUAUUUUGUGUUUUUUUUUAUACCGUUGCAAAAUGACUUGUUUCUGAACCAUUGCACAAGUGUCAGAGUGACAGUUCCGUUUGACACAUUUUUGACGUAUAUUAGAAAGAAAUACAUUUUAAAAAGUAUUUGAUUUUAUAA